Messenger RNA from Portunus trituberculatus (swimming crab), 3862 nucleotides. RefSeq names its product transcription termination factor 1-like. Lineage: Eukaryota; Metazoa; Arthropoda; Malacostraca; Decapoda; Portunidae. Bases 72 to 3092 code for a protein of 1006 amino acids. The transcript has 10 exons. The record is from RefSeq and is a predicted model, not a curated record.
GGAGAAAGACAGAUGAGGAGGAAGAGGAGGAAAACAAGGGUGAAGAGGAACAAUCACUUUCUAACACUGAAAUGAAGAAAAAGAAGAAAAAAAAGACAGAUGAGGAGGAAGAGAAAGAGAACAAGGAGGAAGAGGAACAAUCACCUGCCAACAUUGAAAUGAAGAAAAAGAAGAAGAAGAGGAAGACAGACGAGGAGAAAGAGGAAAGCAAGGAUGAAGAGAAGGAAGCUACACCCACAAUGAGAAGGAGAAAAGAGAGUAGUUGUGACAGUGACUGGUGUGCGAGAUAUGAAGAGAACGCAGAAGUGAUUAGGACAAGAGCUCUGAGUAAAGGAGAAAGGACACAAGAGGAAGAGGAAAUAAUGGCACGUAAAAAGAAGAGGAGGAGAAUGGAGAACAAAGGGACCGAAGAUAGUGAAUGUAGUGAAGCUUAUUUCAUAGCAAAGAAGAAGAAGAAAAAGAAGAGAAGAGAAGCAGAGGAAGAGGAGGAGACAUCACAAGUAUCCUCAGAAUCUUCCUUCAUUUCAUCUUCUGGGAAUGUGAAGAGGAAGAGAGACAAAAGAAGAGGAGAAGGGCAAGAAAAUAGGUCUUCUUCUGAGGACCAUACAUUUAUCAUGCCAGAAAAUAUAGUAAGGAGGAAAAGUGAGAACAGUAAUAAGGAAAAGGAUCAAAGAAGGAAGGAAAAGAGAGAAGCUGAUAAAGAAAUGACGAGAGAAAACACAGACUCGCACACAUGCCAGGUAAUAAACGUAGGAAGACCCGAAAUAUACGAAAACUUGUUAAGUGGGAAAACAAACAAAAAAAAACACAUAGAAAUAAUACAAGAGAGACUAACUAAAGAUGAACGAGGAGGAGUCCUGGCCCACUCAAGGGAUUUGGAGUUAGAGAGGGAAAAACUGAAGAGAAAGCUGUGUGGCGGAGUGUCUCGUUUAGCCUACAGUGGAUUGCUUGGCUGGCAGACCGACACCUCCGUAGAUGACCAAGACUACAGCGAUGACAUUUACCACCGGCCCAGGGAUGUGAUGCAGACGAUGAGGAGGUGGGAAAGGAGUGCUGCCUCUGCUGAAAAUGAAGGUUUUAUUAUAUACAGUGAAGGAGAGGACAUUAGUGGCUUUAUUUCCUGUUUGAGCUCAUCAGGUGAACAGAGGAAGAAAGUACCAGCUAGACACGUCCCGAGUGAGCACCGGUCCUCCCCAGGGUUUGCCCUUGAACAGAGGAACAUACCCACCCUGGAGGAGGCCACCUAUGAGUUUCCCCGAGGAGAAGGCAUACCGGAAGAGGAGAUGGAGGAGGUGCAUGAGUAUGAGGAUUUCUGGAAGAUAAAGGACAAGGUGAUGCAGAUGCCACUGUACGCCGAGGAAGCGAAAAAAUACAUUGAUGAGAAGCUGAAGUAUGUUGAGGAUUACUUUGAAAAGCUGAAGUUUGGCCACCUCACCCCUGCCGAUCUGAAGGAGGGAAAGCCAGAUAACUUUGAUGACCCUUUCUUCCCUACGCCACAGCAGCUUGAGUUCCUGAAUAACCUGAACAUCGUAGUGGACUGGCCGCUGAGUGAGCUCCACACGUACCACAUUGACUCCUACACCAUCCCCUACAAGCCUAAAGCUGAGUGGAAGGCCUUGAAUAUCUUUGUUGACCACACACGCAUCUCUCUUAGGGACGAGAAGAUUCUUGCACGGAACUGGUUUGCAUUUCAGAAGGAGUACGGCUUCUAUGACCUGCGUCCUCUGGUGUCGGUGCGGACUGCCAGGGUGUUGCGGGAGAGUGGCAAUGUGAUGGUGCAGCCCUUUGAGUACCUGAGCCAGAGGAAUAAGGUGCACUUCCUUCUCUACCUCGCCAAGGAUCUUCCAUAUCGCACCCUGAUAAAUAUAUACAGAAAAGCAAAGAAACUGUUGCCGUUCCUUCGAGGGCGGUAUCUGAUGAGGAAGAUCCACCAAAUGAAUGGCUUGGUACUGGCAAAGAUGAAGUAUGUGAUGGAGAUCUUUGGUGCUGAUAUGUUGGCUGUUGAGCUCCUCGUUGGCCCUGCACUGAGCUCCUUCUACGCUGCCUCCUUUAUGUCCAACUUCCUCCUCAGAAAUGUGAAGUUGCGUCUGGGGCCAUGGCAGGCGGCAGAGGACAAGCGAAUGUUGCAAGGUCUACAAGAAAUCAUGAAGGUGAAGAAUUUUCAGGAAGCAUACAAGCUGGUGAAAAUCCCAUGGGUGAAGCUGUUUCCUUAUAUCAGGACCAGAAGUAUCCCAUACAUGAGGAGGAGGUUGUGUAUUCUGGCCGGCAGGAAGAAGGAGAAAUACAACGUACACGUGAGGAGGAAAGAAAUCAUUAAACUGUUCUAUCUGCUGUACCAGAAGGAUGUGCAGAGCUUUCGAGAACUGGACUGGGAGGAUCUGGGUAGGCAGGUGGGCUCAAGAAAUCCUAUCAGGCUGGAGUGGUGCUUCAAAGGUUUGUUCAUGGAAUACAUCCCUUACAAGCAGAGGAUUACAAUCCCUGAAGGCUUGCAGUACUUCCAUGACGUCAUCCUCCCUCGCUAUAAGUACUUCAUUCGUUCUCGAGGGGAUGUUGACUCUGAUGACAACCAGGACCCUGACCACCCUGACACUGACCCUGAAUGCCUUGACCCUGAAUCAAGAGAGGGUUCAGUUCAUGGCCUUGGUGAUCUUGAUGAUGGUGGUGAAAGAGGUAGUGGUGACACUGACCUUAGGAGCAGAGAUGAGGUCAUGAGAGAACAGAAUAGCCAUGGAGAAUCAAGUGACCUUAGGAACAGAGAUAAGGUCAUGAUAGAGAAAAAUAACUUAAGUAAGACGAAAAGAACUUGCUUUGAUGAAUUAAAGAGUAGAAAUAAGGUCACAGAACAACAAAAUGACCUUCAAGACACAAACGACAAAAAGAACCACACAGAUGACCUCUCAAGCUCUCGGGCAACCCAGGAUGACCUAGCACAAGCUGGUAAGGCCCCUCUGCAGGAACUAGAUGAGAUAACUUACAUUCCACAUAAGCGUGACCUUGAGAUCUUGAAUAUUGACCUCUUGGACUCGGACCUGGAUAGUGAUGGGUGUGAGUUUGAAAAGGUCACAUUUGGUCAGGCUUUGGGGAAAAUGUAAAGUGUGUGAAGGGAGAUAGAAAGUUUUUUUUUUUUUUUUCUACUGUUUUUUUGUUUUGUAUUGUAAAAAGGAAAAGUGGUAGUAGUAGUAGUAGUAGUAGUAGUAUCAUGAUCACUGUAGGUAAAAUAGUUUCAUAUUGUAAAAAUGAACAUAAGUAAUAAUAGUAUCACUAUCAUCUAACCUUAUCAAACAGCAGUGAAUAUCUUAACCCCUUCACUACUGGGACACAUUUUUACCUGAGAUUUGUGUAUGUUUAUACCAUUUUUAUUGACAUUAGGAAGGGUCUAUGGAGGUCAGAAGAUUAAUGGCCACAGUCUUCACCAUUGUAAUCCCCCACAUGAAUUUCUAAAGUUGUAUGAAAUCACCAAAUAGUCACCAGAAUGAAUAUGGAAAUGUUUCAUGGUACUGAAGUGGUUAAAGUGUGAUGGAGGUGUACUGAAGUGUCCUCAGAAUUGUUUACUUAUUCAACCAAAUCAAACCUAACUGUACUGAAUGUAACCAGAAAGCAGUCAGUGUUACAUCUCGUCUGUGGUGCUUAAGCCUUAUGGAGAUCUCAGUGUGGUAUAUCACUAUCUUGUUACUUAAAUGAAUAAUAGAUAAGUUACUAUAAGCAGGGCCAUUUUAUUAUUAUUAUUAUUAUUAUUAUUAUUAUUAUUAUUAUUAUUAUUAUUGUUAUUAUUGUCUUGAAGCAGCACAGAGUAAUUUUAAGAGUUGCUAUAAGGACAUAUGAAUUAUUGCUACUUUUUCAAUAAACUGAUGGAGGAUUUUUA